Molecule: messenger RNA, 1875 nt
Organism: Prorocentrum cordatum
Lineage: Eukaryota; Dinophyceae; Prorocentrales; Prorocentraceae
Source: the annotation of a GenBank genome assembly
GCUCAAGGAAAGAGAGCGAUACCCCGUCCUCUUGCGGCUCGCAAGCGCCUCGCCAAGUAAAUUUAGCCUACAUGUUCUGAAGUCAUGCCAGCUCCUCCGACUUACGCGGCCCUCAUCUUCGCCGCCAUUGUGAUCCCCGCCUGCGUCCACGCCAGGACAGAGCUGGUGCAGCGCAAGGGCACGCUGCGGGCGACGGUCGACAAGGAUCUGUUCUACAGCAAUCUGCGCGACGCCUUAGGUGAUACGCUGGGCUGCGGAGAGGAUGUUCCUGAGAAGAGGAAGGAGAAGCUGGCCGCCAUCGAGAGGAGGCUGCUGCCGAUCUGGAAGUCCCUGCCGAAGAGCGCCAGCGGGCGCAUCGAGCGACCCCUCCUCCGAUACAUCGCUCACCGCUACUUCGUGGGCGCCUCCUCGAUCAUGAUCCGCGGCUUCGAGCGCUCCCUGCAGCCUAACCAGUCCUUCGUGGGCUCCGCGGACAUCCUGAGCCGGCAGGUGCCCGCGUACUUGGAGGCGGCGUUGGAGUCGCAGCACGCGCAGGAGCACGGCUUCGACCUGCACGACGCAGUGCACAUGGUGGCGAUGCUGAGGAAGCUCAUCUCCGACUCCGACGCCGCGUUGCUCGAGAAGGUCUACGAGGCGCAGCGGAAGUCCACGGCCAGGCCGCUCACGCGCGCUGGUCUCGAGCAGGUGCUGCACGAGUACAUGGUGCACUGGCUGCUUGGGGACGACACGGAGUCGAUCCAGUCGUUCCUGGACGACAGGUACAGGCUGGACCAGGCCUUCCCGCGUUGGUCCGAAAUCACGGGGCUGCAACUGGGAGAGAUUCGGGCGUUCGACUUCGAGCGGGGCCGCACCGGGGCGGGGACGAUGCUGUCCGGGUACUCCUUCGGCGACGCCCAGGAGGUGGUGGGGCGGAUCACCUCCUCCUUCGCCUCGUUCUGGGACGACGAGUGCUCCGACAUGAGGGACAAGCUCGUCGCCAUGGACCAGCACCACACGGGCCGCGUGCCCCUGAGCCGCUUCUACUCCCGGAGGCUGAGCGCGGAGUGGCGCUUCGCGGAGUCCGAGGACUACCUGCGCGAGCUGGGCGCGCUGGACGAGACCUCCCGGUGGCACGGCAAGGAGGUGAUCAUCCCGAACUACAUCGGGGCCGCGUCGAACUGCAUCGUGGCCACGCCGCACUACCUCGUGUGCUGCGCGGACUCCUGCGAGGGCAUCCUCGGGGAGCUGGAGGCCCGAAUCAGCGCGGCCGUGGCGCCCCCGGCCGAGAUCCUGGCGCUCGUCGGGAACAUGUCGUCCCAGACCUCCCUGGACGACGAGGAGCCCCCGAAGCUCAAGGGGUCGCUCUCGCGGCAGCUCGACCAGAUCGCCUCCGCGCACGGGGGCAAGGUCCCGCUGCAUGGGCGCCUCUUCGCGCAGUGGCUGCACUACGCCUUCCCGCGCGAGUGCCCCUUCCCGCACAGGACUGGUGCCACGUCGCAGAAGGCUCCCAGCGAAUUCGGCGACUACGUCGUGAGUGAGCACGACCGGAGGAAGCACGCCGAAGCCCAGCUCGAGAUGCCCGUGGAGGUGCAGAAAGAGGACGCGCAGUGGAUGUCCCAGUGGAGCUCGGAGGAGGAGCUCCGGUCGGAGUACGCCAUGGAUCUCCGCGCUCCUUGGGAGGUGCGCCCCCUGGCGGGCGCCGUGGCCCUGCUCCUGCUCGUCGCGGCGGGCUUCGCGGCCGCCUUUGGGCGGUCCGCCGGCUCGAAGGCCUCCGGCUCGCUGCUGCCGCAGCGGCAGGGCAAGGCCCACUUCAUAUGAGCCCCGCCAGCGGGCGCGCUCGCGCGAGUUUCUGUUUUUGCGGGAGGCUCGGAGGAUCAGGAAGGCACGUGUCGGGUU